GGACCCACUAAUGCCAUCUUCAAAGCCUUUGCUAUGAUCAUUGACAAACUGGAAGAGGACAUAAGCAGCUCUAUGACCAAUAGCACAGCUGCCAGUAGACCCCCGGUCACCCUGAGGCUGGUGGUCCCUGCUAGUCAGUGUGGCUCUCUCAUUGGAAAAGGUGGAUGCAAGAUCAAGGAAAUACGAGAGAGUACAGGGGCUCAGGUCCAGGUGGCAGGGGAUAUGCUACCCAACUCAACUGAGCGGGCCAUCACUAUUGCUGGCAUUCCACAAUCCAUCAUUGAGUGUGUCAAACAGAUCUGCGUGGUCAUGUUGGAGACUCUCUCCCAGUCCCCCCCGAAGGGCGUGACCAUCCCGUACCGGCCCAAGCCGUCCAGCUCUCCGGUCAUCUUUGCAGGUGGUCAGGCCUAUACCAUUCAAGGACAGUAUGCCAUUCCACAGCCAGAUUUGACCAAGCUGCACCAGUUGGCAAUGCAACAGUCUCAUUUUCCCAUGACGCAUGGCAACACCGGAU
Ailuropoda melanoleuca (giant panda) is the source of this 514-nucleotide messenger RNA. RefSeq names its product poly(rC)-binding protein 2. The annotation marks the transcript as partial. Gene Ontology annotation, molecular function: RNA binding. The transcript has a single exon. Lineage: Eukaryota; Metazoa; Chordata; Mammalia; Carnivora; Ursidae. The record is from RefSeq and is a predicted model, not a curated record.